AUACGUGUACAAGGACUACUCGGGACAGGACCACUCAGUUGCCAUCUGUCUGCAGAAGCGAAUCACAGUGCGCUCAAUUGUGCUUCACAAUGAUUUGGAUACUUUCUCUACUUGUAGCUCUAAUUCCUGUUUUAACUGUCGACGCGUGGGGGAAGUACAACGCCUUUGACCAGAAGCAAAUAACGGAGUAUGUGACCAAACUCUGUACGAAAAGUGGCGCUGAAGACAAAGUUCCACAAGUUCUGGAUGCAAUCGAAAACUUCGAGAAAUGUUCCGUGAGCCUGUUCAAGGACGAAGUCCUGUUGGAGGAAGUGGCGACUGCCAUCCGCAAUAAUGACCUCAAUGGAGUCUUCAAAAAGUACUGCGCACGCACAGGCCGCUUGGCCGCGUGCACUUACUCUCUGAUCGACAGCGUGGGGCUGUGCGUGGCCGGCGCCGACCUGCCCGCCGCGCACAACUUCAUCGACCAGCUGCUCGGCUUCGUCUGCCACAACGACGGCGAGAGGAUCGCACUGUUCAUUCAAGAAAGCGGUCCUCAAUGCUUCCAGCAGAACGCGGGCUCCCUGAACGGCUGCGCCGCGAAAGUGUUGAGCGAAAUGGACGGCGUGCAACCGGUUAAAGAACGCUGCACGAAGUUCGACGAGCUAUCAAAAUGCCUGGUGGAGACUGUGAGCACGUGCUCUCCCGCCGCGCCGGGCGACAUGAUGCGCGCGCUGCUCGCGCACGUGCGGCAGGCCACGCCGUGCGCAGCAGACGACGACACCUUCCGCACCUACAUGCGGUGGCUGCAGGACCGCAAGGACCACACCGACCACCAUUAAAAUACUCGUCACGCCCCGGCUAUGAAAUGCACGCUC
Molecule: messenger RNA, 857 nt
Organism: Cydia amplana
Lineage: Eukaryota; Metazoa; Arthropoda; Insecta; Lepidoptera; Tortricidae
Product: 27 kDa glycoprotein-like
Exons: 6
Coding region: 90-821 (243 amino acids)
Source: RefSeq, a predicted model, not a curated record